Glycine soja is the source of this 2151-nucleotide messenger RNA. Its product is annotated as hydroxyproline O-arabinosyltransferase 3-like. The coding region runs from base 692 to 1798 and encodes 368 amino acids. The record is from RefSeq and is a predicted model, not a curated record. The transcript is spliced from 8 exons. Gene Ontology annotation, molecular function: glycosyltransferase activity. Lineage: Eukaryota; Viridiplantae; Streptophyta; Magnoliopsida; Fabales; Fabaceae.
AAAUGGAAUGUUUAUGACCAAGAUUUGAGUCCAGUCAGUUCCAAUCAAAAACCUAUGAUCUUUUUUUUCUUACUUUUGGGGUGUCAUUACCUUUCAUGCUCCACAUUCAACAGUGACCACCCACUUAAUGUACCAUCUUCUUCAUUCACUGCCAACUCCACUUUCUCUCAGUGCAUGCAUGUAAUAUAGUAUUCAGUUUUUGGAGUCCACAAAGCUAGAUAUAGCCACCUCUUCAAAGUUCAAAACUUCCCUUUUUGGUUCUAGUUUGCAUCUUAUUCAUUUUCCCUGCAUUUCUUUGCUUCAAACUAUUCUUCUUUUUUUGUCUAAAUUUUCCUUCUUUGUCUUUUUUUCUGACUCAAAGUUUGAACUUUUCCUAUGGGGGUACCUUGAAUUGUGUAGAACAUCAGUUUUUUAUGUGAAAUUUUAUUCUAGUUCAAGUAUGGGCUGGUGUUCUUAUUUUUACAUGGAUUUCAGUUUCUAGGAUUUUUUUCUGCACAAAUCACUAAUGGCAACAUUUGAAGCAAGGAGUGAUCUCAAUUGAGUACAUUUUUAUGAACAGAACCUAUGAUUGUGGUUAGCUUUAGUAGGGCUGAAUGGGGUUUAUUUAACAGCUGUUAUAGGUAGAAUUUAGUUGGUUUGAGUUUUGGAGAUUUAGAGCAUCCAUAUUAGAAUAACAAAAUAAGUAAAGAAUAUGAUUGUGAGGAAAAACAAGCCAAGUGCAAGGUCACUACUUAUGCUUUUUGUUAUGGUUCUUGCUUUUCUCUUUGUCACUUAUAAUUUGGUGUUUAUAAUCAAACACCAUAUGGGUGGAACUUGGGUAGCAGAAGAGUUGAGGUUUCUUGAUCCUGUGAUCAGCAUGCCUGGAAAGGUGAUGGCAUUAGCAAAUUCCAAUUCAAAAUUUCAUGUUGCAGUGACCGCAACCGAUGCGGCUUACAGCCAAUGGCAAUGCCGGAUUAUGUACUAUUGGUAUAAGAAGGUUAAAGAUAUGCCUGGAUCAGACAUGGGAAAGUUCACCAGAAUAGUGCACUCAGGAAGGCAAGAUCAGUUGAUGGAUGAGAUUCCUACUUUUGUGGUUGAUCCACUUCCUGAAGGCUUGGAUAGGGGUUAUGUUGUCAUGAAUAGACCAUGGGCUUUUGUUCAGUGGCUGGAGAAAGCAGACAUUGAGGAAGAAUAUAUUUUGAUGGCAGAACCUGACCACAUAUUUGUAAAUCCUUUGCCAAAUUUGACUAAUGGAAACCAACCAGCAGGGUAUCCAUUUUUCUAUAUAAAACCAGUUAAACAUGAAAAAAUACUUAGGAAAUUCUACCCUAAGGCGAAUGGUCCUAUUACUGCUAUUGAUCCCAUUGGCAAUUCUCCUGUAAUCAUUCAGAAGUCCUUGCUAGAGGAAAUAGCUCCCACAUGGGUGAAUAUUUCCUUGCAAAUGAAAGAUGAUCCGGCAACUGACGAAACUUUUGGAUGGGUACUUGAAAUGUAUGCGUACGCUGUGGCAUCAGCUUUGCACGGUGUACGGCAUAUUCUUCAUGAUAACUUCAUGCUCCAGCCACCUUGGGACUUUGAUGUUGAGAACAAUUUUAUAAUCCAUUAUACUUAUGCAUGUGACUACAAUUUAAAGGGGGAACUAACAUAUGGGAAGAUUGGAGAAUGGCGUUUUAACAAGAGAUUUUAUCUAUCAGGUCCUCCACCCAAAAACCUUUCCUUACCCCCUCCUGGAGUUCCUGAAAGUGUGGUGCAGCUUGUAAAGAUGAUCAAUGAGGCUACUGCUAACAUACCUAAAUGGGAUUCAUUAAAUAGAAGCUAAGGAAAAGAAAAUAAAGUGCAAGGUCUAAGGCCCCUCAUGCUAGUGGCUACUAGAUGAGAAACAACAAUUCUGAUUACAUGAAAAUAGACCAGUUUAACCCAGAGAAGAACUAUGAUGAACACAGAAAUAUGUUUUUGUGCUAGCUCUGAAAAUAGUUUUUUUUUUAGCAAGUAAAUUGUUGGUAUUGAAACAUAUAAAAACAAUGACAGUUGAUCAGACAACAUUUUCCAAAAGAUUUUUGUCAGAGGGAAAUCAAUGGAAACAUCUUGUCAGAUUGUUAUGUCUACAGUUCAACGUAUCAAAUAUCCAGUGAAAAGGGAAAAUGAAAGUAACCACCCAAAGUUUUGAAUUGA